Molecule: messenger RNA, 450 nt
Organism: Rodentolepis nana
Lineage: Eukaryota; Metazoa; Platyhelminthes; Cestoda; Cyclophyllidea; Hymenolepididae
Source: the annotation of a GenBank genome assembly
AUGCGCGGCGUGUUAGGCCUGCAUGUUGUGCCUGGGGCGGAUGGCACCACGUUAGCUAGCAGGUGCGGCGCGAAUGCUUACUUCUUAGAGGGACACGCGGGAGAAGCCGCACGAAAUAGAGCAAUAACAGGUCUGUGCCCUUAGAUGUCCGGGGCCGCACGCGCGCUACAAUGGCGGUGUCAACGAGUCAGACCUUCUGGCCUGAAAAGGUUGGGCAAACUGGUCAAUCACCGUCAUGACAGGGAUCGGGGCUUGGAAUUGUUCCCCGUGAACGAGGAAUUCCUAGUAAGUGCAAGUCAUAAGCUUGCGCUGAUUACGUCCCUGCCCUUUGUACACACCGCCCGUCGCUACUACCGAUUGAAUGGUUUAGUAAGGUCCUUGGAUUGGUGCCAUUUAGGUUCCGCCGAAAGGUGCGUAUCUAGCCGGCGCCGAGAAGACGACCAAACUUGA